CUAGCCAUCAGAUUUUAAACGUGCGGAUCUGCGCUUGUUUGGAGGCGUUUUUGGACAUACACGGCCACGCACGGGCUGUCGGAGUCAUUCAUCGAUCGCCGACUCCAAGCUGCGCAGCACAAACCGCUCCAGGAGGCGCCAGAGACACCACAAGCUAGCCACCAGGCUGUCCUUCUGCCAGCUAAAACGCCGUCGACGAAGCGAAUCGCGUGCGAAAGACAUGCGCUGCGUCGCGCUCGUCGCUACGGCCGCCGCCCUGAGCGCGCCGAACAUCCGCGUCGCCGAGGUCCCGAAGCUCGCGGACCGUAUUGAUGUGACAACCACACCAUCACCAAUAGGGCACACGGAAGCGAUACAUUUUGUACCUUCGGGAGACAUUUUUGUGGACGACGACGCCCUCAUCGCGUCGCAAGUCACCGCGACGCGAAGUAGGAUGAUUUCCGAAGACGCGACGUUCUUUCAUCGGGCGGGGCCGCGACGAGAGGUCGUCUUUGAACAAAAUGAAGCUAAAGCGUGCAUCGUGACGUGUGGCGGCGUCUGUCCCGGCCUGAACACGGUCGUGCGAGAACUUUAUCUCUGCCUAGCAAAACAGUAUGGAGUGAACACAGUUUAUGGAGUGCAGAACGGCUACUCGGGCUUCAAAAAUUGGCAAAGAGAUGCGGUGAAGAUGGAUUCGAAGUUUGUGUAUGAAAUCCAGCGCAAGGGCGGCACCGUGUUACGUUCAUCGAGGGGCGGCCACGACACGUCGAAGAUCUGCGACGCACUGGAAGCGCAUGAAGUGAACAUGCUCUUCGUGAUUGGUGGGGAUGGCACCAUGAAGGGGGCCUGCAAGAUCGACGCCGAAAUGCAAAAAAGAGGUAAGAAAUGCGUCGUCUGUUGUGUACCAAAAACAAUUGACAACGACGUCCUGCUCCAGUGUCAAAGUUCAAGGGCCCUUCAAUUGAGGUGUUUCUCUCUCAUUACGGUCGCGUGCAUCGCUCGGAGGUCGUGGCCGAGUUUGGGCCGCUCCGAGGGCCGCGGCGCCGAGAUCGCGAGACGCGAAUGACUCUCAGAGUUAACGUCGUCGCCGCGACGGCGUCGGGCGACGCGACAUCGCCUCGACGCCGUCGAUGCGGCCGUCAGAGCGUCCACACAGGUCCCGUUGAUCGACAAUUCGUUCGGCUUCACGAGUGCGGUAGAAGCGGCCAUCCCGAUGAUCGAGGCCGCGAACACGGAAGCCGAGGCCUGCCCGAACGGGAUUGGCAUCGUGAAGCUCAUGGGGAGACAUUCGGGCUUCAUCGCGCUGCACGCUACUUUGGCAAGUGGCGAUGUCGACCUAUGCCUCGUCCCGGAGUCCUCAUUUGAGAUCGAGGAGAUCAUGAACCAUUUAGAAGCCAAGUUACGAGAAAAUAACCACGCUCUCGUGGUCGUCGCGGAGGGCGCUGGACAAGCUCAAAUGGGGGCGUCCGUGAAAUUUGAUGCCUCGGGCAAUGCGCUCAAUGAGGACGUGGGCCUCUGGCUGAAAAGCGUUAUCACUCAACAUUUCGCUGCUGACAGAUAUGAUACGGACCCCGACUUCGCGGGCAAGAAGGCCAAGUGCUUUUUGGUCGACCCCACGUAUGCGAUCCGGGCGGUCCCCGCGAACGCGUAUGAUCAAGUCUACUGUUCGUCGUUGGCGCAUGCCGCCGUGCAUGGUGCGAUGGCCGGAUAUACCCGUUUUUUGGUGGGAAACAUCAACACGCGCUUGGCGAUGCUUCCUUUGGAUUUGGUCGUGAAUCGGAGGAACAUCGUGGCGAUUCGCGAUCGCAUGUGGACUAGGUUACUCUUCUCGACGGGCCAGCCGCCGUUUGAUGCGGUGGUCACGUCGGACGACGAGUGCGACGCCGAGGGGUUGUAUCGUUCGGAAACGGCGACGGGCGGCUGCACGGUGUCCUUCGGGGACGAGUACUAGUGCUCCUAAGGGUGGUUUGUGUC
Messenger RNA from Pelagomonas calceolata, 1953 nucleotides. The record is from the annotation of a GenBank genome assembly. NCBI's taxonomy places the organism in Eukaryota, Pelagophyceae, Pelagomonadales, Pelagomonadaceae.